GGGGUAAACAAACCUAUAAAUACUCCUAAUCUUAAACAUUUUUUCAUAUCUCUUCUCCAAUUCUUCCUAAAUCCUAUUCUUAACUCUCUACUCUCUAAUUCUCUUAUUCUCCAAUAUAUUAUAUUUAUUAUUUAUAGUUUAUAUUAAUUAUCUACUUAUAUAAACUAUAAAUAGAUAUAAAUAGUAUUAUAUUACUUAUAUUUGUUAUCUAAUUAUAUAUUACUUAUAUAUUUAUUAUAUCUAUUAAUAUAGUUGGAAUUAUAUCUAAUUAAUUUGAAGUCAUUCUAUUACUCCCAUCCGAAAGUCCGAAAGAGGUACGAAAUUAUUCUAUUAUUUACACUUGUUUAAUUACUAGUUAAUUUGCUACAUUUGACUCUUGUUUAAUAGUUAGAUAAAUAGUUAAUUAGUUUUUUACAAUGUUUUAUUAAUUGCUACAUUUGACUCUAGUUUAAAAAAUAUGUUGUACACAAAACUAGUUAAUUCACUACUUAAUUUGCUAUAACUCGAAUUAAUAGUUAGAUAAAUAGUUAAUUAGUUUUUUACAAUUUUUCAUUAAUUGCUACAUUUGACUCUAGUUUAAAAAAUAUGUUGUACACAAAACUAGUUAAUUCACUACUUAAUUUGUUAUAACUCGAAUUAAUAGUUAGAUAAAUAGUUAAUUAGUUUUUUACAAUUUUUUAUUAAUUGCUACAUUUGACUCUAGUUUAAAAAAUAUGUUGUACACAAAACUAGUUAAUUCACUACUUAAUUUGCUAUAACUCGAAUUAAUAGUUAGAUAAAUAGUUAAUUAGUUUUUUACAAUUUUUUAUUAAUCGCUACAUUUUUUAGAUAGAUCGUCCUAGAUAUUCGGUUGAUAUGGGUAACCUCGAGCGCAACCGAACGAAAGAGCUUGCGAGGAAGAGAUCCCGCAAAGGUAAAUCACAUAUCGGCUCUUCAUUUCAAAGUCAAGAUGAUUUUGAUACGGGUUACGUAAGGAGGGAUGGGGAUGCGAUGACCGACGAACAACUAGAACAAGAAUUGCACCGACAUAAUUCCCGCUUUUUUCAAGACCAACCGAGGACCAUUGACGAAGAAGAGCUCGAGGACGAGGACGACGAUGUGGAGGAAGCAAUUCCGGAGAGCCACGACGACGAGGAGGAGGGUGUCGGCAGCCAUGACGCCGACCAAGCAGCCUCAUCCCAAACAGGUACAAAAAAAAGUAAAUCUGAAUUAAUGGCUAAUAAUUUUUCUAAGUGGAAGGACCCGAACACCGGGAGUUGGACCGCAACUUGCAAUUGGUGCAAGAAAAACUAUAGCUUGGGGAUUUCCGGCGGAUACGGAUCCGCCACAAGACAACUUAAGUCCAAACACCCGGUGGAGUAUGCAAAAGUAGGCGGCAGAACGGGGAAACAAACGCAAAUAUCGAGGUUUGCAAAUAACUAACAAGCUUUUGGUAAUUUCUCAUACAAUGAUGCACAAAAUUUGACAGGUAUGGCUAACUUACUUGUUGAAGAAAAUUUGCCUUAUUUGUUUUCUGAAAGUCUUGCUUUUCGUGAUUAUGCACAAACUUGUUUAAAUCCGCAAUAUAGAGGUUAUAGUCGCAAAACGGUUAAGAAAGAAAUUUCAAGGCUUUAUGAUGCGGAAAAGGUAAGGUUACAAAAUUAUUUUGCAAACUUUGAUGGACGUGUUACUGUAUGUUCUGACAUAUGGGAGGAUACUUAUCAUAAUUUACAUUAUUUGGGUCUGACUGUACAUUAUAUUGAUAAUGAUUGGCAUAUGCAUAAACGUGUUCUUGCUUUCCGUGAAUUUAAUGAUCGUCACACCGCUGAACAUAUUUAUAUUUUGAUUGAACGUAUUUUAAUUGAGUAUAAUUUAAUUGAUAAGGUGUUUGCUAUUGGUUUUGAUAAUGCUACUAAUAAUACUGCUGUUAUUCCUAGAUUGCGUGAAUUGUGUGAUUCUACUUCUUUGAUGGGUAGAUUUUUUCAUCAACGAUGUGCAUGUCAUGUUCUAAAUUUAUGUGUGCAAGAUGGUCUAAAAGCGUUGGGAGCAUCGUUGGAGGUAGUCAAGGGGGGAUUAGACGUAUUUGAGGUAAUGGACACCUUAGGAAAAAAUGGCAUGAUUAUUUGAUAAAAAGAAGUGAGAGAUAUGUGGCUUUUCCAAAAGAUUUGUCUAUUCGUUGGAAUAGUACCUAUAAGUUAAUUGGAGUUCUUCUUAGAUAUAAACAACAUUUUCCUGCUUUUAUGAAACAAUAUGAUAACUAUAUUAUAAACUCGGCUGAGAUCGACACCUGUGAAAAAAUUUGUAAUGUUUUGAUAUAUUUUAAUAAUGCAACUGAAACUUUUAGUCAUGUUUAUAAACCUACCUCAAACCAAUUUAUUCGUGAAGCUGUUAAUCUCGCCGGUGCUUUUUCAAAUUUUGAGAAUGCUGAUUAUGUGAGUUAUUUUGCUGGUUUUAUGAAAGAAAAGUUUUUAAAAUAUUAUUCACAUAUUCCGCAUAUUUAUGGUAUUGCAUUUGUUCUCGAUUCUCGUUUUAGACUUGGUUCUUUAGAAGAAUGUUUGAAUUAUUAUUAUGCUGCUUUUUUUGGUCCAUUGCCAAUGUAUGAGGACAACCCAAUUGAUCCGAAAAUAGAAUACAACGAGGUUAGUGAUAUAUUUUAUGCAUUAUUCAAUGAGUUUCAUGCACAAUAUGGCAAUGCGCCCCCUCCCCCGACACAAACAUCAUCUAAAAGAAAAUCAAUUUUCAAAUCUACGUUUGUCAAUCUUAUUAAAAAAACAAAAUCAACUCCCGCUACACAACAAAGCACAAUUAAUGAGAUUUCUUUGUAUUUAACUUAUGAUGUUGAUUUUGAAGAAGAUGAUUUUGACAUACUAAACUGGUGAAAGGGAAAAGAAAGAAUGUUCCCGGUUUUAGCAAAGAUGGCUAAGCAAGUGCUAUCAAUGCCGGUUUCAACGGUUGCUGUGGAACAUGAAUUUAGUUCGGCCGGCAAUGUUCUAACACAAACCAGAACGAGGUUGAGCGCUGAAUCUCUUGAGAUGCUUAUAUGCUACCACGAUUGGUUGAAAGCAGCACGUAGAGCUCAAGAAAUUGACAUCACUCCAUCCCAAACACUUUAUGUAUGAAUCUACAGAGGAUGGCUCUACCUAUGCCGGAGAUUCCGAUUAAAAACAAUUAUAGUUGCUAUUUAAUUUUCAAAUGUAGUUCCUAUUUCAUGUCAAAUAAAUGCACUUGAAGUUUGUUUUUUAAUACUUGUAUAAAACUAUAAAGUAUAAAAUAUAAAUGAAAAAAAAAAAUUAACCGGCCCGGCCCAGCCCGGCGGGUGGCCCGACCCGUGACCCGGGCAGGUAGCCCGGCCCGAACCGGACCCGUCCAAACCUCGGGCCGGUCCCGGGCCCAUCUGAUACGAACCGGCGGCCCGACCGGGCCCGACACGGCCCGAAUCCAUUCCUAACAAUACGUAGCAAGUAUUUUGGACAAUUUCACUUUUUGAACUAUACUUAUAUGUAAGGGGAUACGUAGUGAGUAUUCUGGACAAUUUAACUUUUUGAACUGUACUCAUAUCUAACGACUAACAAUAAGUAGCAAGUAUUUUGGACAAUUUCACCUUUUGAACUAUACUCAAAUACGUAUGUAUCAAUUCAUCCGGGUGAUUGGGUAUACCGUAUUUCAUUGUGUUGUUAGAUAUUCCACAAGUUUUGAAACAUGCAUGUUAAAAGUUUUGAAAUAAGAGAUACAUAUUUUUUAUUCGAAUUUUAAUAAUGUUAUUUAACAAAUUUUUGACUUUAGUCGCAUUACCAAAUAAAACGCAAGGAUUAUACGUCCCCAAUGUGCCCUUAUUUUCAACUUAUUAUGUUUUCAUCAGCAAAUUUUUUAACGAAUAACAUUACACUUUCUGAAUGAAUUAACUGAAUUACUAUUUACCAAUGAUUUUAACUAAAGAGUACUCCCUCCGUCCCGAAUUAAAUUGCAAAUUUUGACCGACACAAAGAUUAAAGAAUGACAAUAAAUGAUGAUUGCUUUUUACACUUUUAACCAUGUUUUUAAAAGUAGAUUUCUUUAAAUUAAUGGAGAAAGAGUAAAAAGUAAAUUUGUCAAUUUAUUCUUAUUCGGACUUGAUCAGUCUUGCAGGCUGCUUGAGAGAAGAAAUGUCAAUAUAAUUAUGGCAAUUUUUAUAAACUAGCUUCAAUUCUCUGAAUAACCGGUAGUCCAGUUUAAUGUCCUUAGGACGUCGUCCAUUUUAAAGCUUCGAAAAAUCUAAGAACUAUGUCUGUAAGACGGUAUUAGUAGACAAGUUCCGUAUCGAAAAAACUCAUCUGUGGAUCGCAUCUCAGCGGUUGUCUGGCCGCCGCUGAUUCUUGCUCAGCUUUCUCUUUAUGCACUAUGGAUCCGGCGCAGGAAAAUUUACAUUAAUGACGCCGUCACCGGUGCAUAUUCUUUUGUUUCAUUAACUGUUAUUAAUCAAUAAUCAUAAAGCAGAUUUAGAUAAAUUUCGAGAUCGAGGUUAGGGAUGAUAAAUUAUUUAACGAAAUGUUGCGAUUUGUUCGAGGCCGUAAUCAACACGCAAGUUUGAAAGGCACGGAGAAACGCGUAAUGAUUUUGCCAACCUUCAAUGCAAGAAAUCCGCCAUUGAAGAGACGCCCUUGCUCUGCAAAUUGGCUCUCAAAUACUCUAUUGUUGAAAGAAAAAAAUGAACACAUGGAAGAAAUGCAAUUAAGAAACUUAAAUUUCGAUUCAACAAUCGCGGAAAACUGUUAAGCUGCGCAGACGCACAAAAAUGUGUGG
Messenger RNA from Cuscuta europaea, 4758 nucleotides. NCBI's taxonomy places the organism in Eukaryota, Viridiplantae, Streptophyta, Magnoliopsida, Solanales, Convolvulaceae. The record is from the annotation of a GenBank genome assembly.